This is a messenger RNA of Selaginella moellendorffii, 624 nucleotides long. Its product is annotated as dihydrofolate reductase. Bases 71 to 604 code for a protein of 177 amino acids. Lineage: Eukaryota; Viridiplantae; Streptophyta; Lycopodiopsida; Selaginellales; Selaginellaceae. The record is from RefSeq and is a predicted model, not a curated record. The transcript has 6 exons.
UCCAGUGAUCGAUGGCGAAAAGAGAAACUUUGCGCCACCAUAUCUCGAGUGGUUUAGAGGCAACAAGGAAAUGACCAUUGUGGAUUAUAAGUCAUUCGAACAAGGCAUUUCAUGCAUCUCUCGAUACAUGAAAAAAUGCGGUCCUUUUGAUGGAUUACUGGGAAUGUCCUUGGGAGGUUUUGUUGCUGGGGCGUUGGCUGGAAUGCAACAAACCAAGAAAUCUAUCCUUCCGACCGAGCUAAAAUUUGUAAUUAUAAUAUCUGGAGGAAUUAUUCGAUGCCAGCCACUGUGUAAAGUAUAUGAUCACCCCAUACAUUGUCCAUCUUUUCAUUUGAUUGGCGAGCUAGAUACCAUAUUUAAAUCAAGUGGAGAAGAUCUGGCAAAAAAGUUUGUAAAACCAAUUAUUAUAGUUCAUCCUUAUGGCCAUUGCUUGCCUCCACUCGACAAUGCCUCCACUGUAAGCUUUGUUGAGUUUUUACAAGAUAUUAUUAAGGAAAACGUUAUGAUUGAGAUUAAAGAACACAGUAAAUCGUCCUUGCUCAUAGUGGCAAUUGCAUUUUGUAUACUGGUGUUCUUCUACUUCAUCUUUGUAUGGAACUUCUAAGCUUAAUAAACAAAUCUUUG